Messenger RNA from Triticum aestivum (bread wheat), 956 nucleotides. RefSeq names its product probable glutathione S-transferase. Lineage: Eukaryota; Viridiplantae; Streptophyta; Magnoliopsida; Poales; Poaceae. Gene Ontology annotation, biological process: glutathione metabolic process. Gene Ontology annotation, molecular function: glutathione transferase activity. Bases 173 to 826 code for a protein of 217 amino acids. The record is from RefSeq and is a predicted model, not a curated record. The transcript has a single exon. Gene Ontology annotation, cellular component: cytoplasm.
UUAUCCAUCGCACGACAAAUCCGACAUGUGCCCCACUCUCACUCACUCAGUCAGUUAACUCAAUUUGACCACCUCCUCCUAAAAAGAUUCCCGUAGGAAGGAUUUCUAAUCCUGAUUCAUCCCCGCCGCGAGUUCGAUCUGGGCAGAAACAAUAGAGGUCUGAGGCGUAAAGAUGAGCUCCGGCGAGCCGGUGAAGCUGCUGGGCUCGUUCGGGAGCCCGUUCACGAAGCAGGCCGAGGCGGCGCUCCGGCUGAAGGGGGACGUCGAGGAGGACGAGUUCAUCGAGGAGGACGUCGGCAACAAGACAGCCCUGCUGCUCGCCAGCAACCCGGUCCACAAGAAGGUGCCGCUUCUCCUCCACGGCGGCCGCGCCGUCGCCGAGUCGCUCGUCAUCGUCGAGUACGUCGACCAGGCCUUCCCCGAGCCGCCGCUAGUCCCCGCAGACCCGCUCGCCAGCGCCGAGGCCCGGUUCUGGGCGCAAGCGGAGGAGACAAGGGCGAACCUGGCGCUGCUGGAGGCGCGGCUGCAGGGGUGGCGGUUCUUCGGGGGAGAAGCGGUCGGGUACCUCGACCUCGCCACCAGCGCACUCGCGGCCUGGCUGCCCGUGCUGGAGGAGCUCGCCGGAGUCGGAGCGGAGGGCACGCUGAUGGGCGAGGAGGAGUUCCCGGCCCUGUGCCAGUCUGCCCAGUGGCGGAGCGAGUACACUUCCGACGAGGCCGUGCGGGCGUGCCUACCGAGCCGGAGCAGCUCGUCGCCUACUAUGCCGCCAAGAAGGACGGCUUCGUCGUCAGAGGCAAGUCGCUGCAGAAGCAAUGAGUCGAGCUGAUCCUCCUACGGACCAUGAUGCCAUUGUGAGUCGAAUAAUCUCCUAGCUGAUGAAUUGGUGUGUUCUCUAUUGAGAUUUCAGACUUCAUAAGAGGACAGAAGUAACGAUCAAUAUAUGAUGAGUUGCAAUA